AUGGCCUACAACUGCUGCUCUGGAAACUUCUCCUCCCGCUCCCUUAGGAGCUGCCUGCCCUCCUCAGGUUCCUGCAAUGGUUCUUCUUACCCCAGCAACCUGGUCUACACCACUACCAGCUACUCUCCCAGCACCUGCCAGCUCAGCUCCUCUGUGCGCAGUGGCUGCCAGGAGACCUGCAUUGAGCCCAUCCGCUGCCAGGAGACCUGCAUUGAGCCCAUCCGCUGCCAGGAGACCUGCACUGAGCCCAUCCGCUGCUCUCCCAGCACCUGUCAGCUCAGCUCCUCUCUGAACACUGGCUGCCAGGAGACCUGCAUUGAGCCCAUCCGCUGCCAGAGGUCCUGUGUGGUGCCCAGCCCCUGCCAGAAGCCCUGCUACUACCCCAGGAGCUCCACACCCUGCAGUCCCUGCCAGGGCACAUAUGCUGGCUCUCUGGGCUUUGGGUCCAGAAGCUGCAGUUCCCUGGCCUAUGGAUCUAGAAGCUGCUACCCAGUGGGCUGUGGAAACAGUGGCUUUAGAUCCCUGGAUUGUGGAGUCUAUGGCUUCCCUUCCCUGAGUUAUGGGUCCACAUUCUACUACCCAACCUACAUGGCUUCUAGUUCCUGCCAACCAUGCUACAGACCAAUCUGUGGAUCAGGCAUCUAUGGGAUCAACUGUUAA
This is a messenger RNA of Mus caroli (Ryukyu mouse), 660 nucleotides long. Its product is annotated as keratin-associated protein 13-1-like. The record is from RefSeq and is a predicted model, not a curated record. Lineage: Eukaryota; Metazoa; Chordata; Mammalia; Rodentia; Muridae.